Molecule: messenger RNA, 643 nt
Organism: Rhododendron vialii
Lineage: Eukaryota; Viridiplantae; Streptophyta; Magnoliopsida; Ericales; Ericaceae
Exons: 2
Coding region: 79-462 (127 amino acids)
Source: RefSeq, a predicted model, not a curated record
UGUGUUUUCAUUGGGUACUCUCCUACCCAAAAUGGCUAUAAGUGUUAUGAUCCUCCCUCUAGGAAAUUUUUUGUCUCCAUGGAUGUCACUUUUUGGGAAACCGAGCCCUUUUACUCUCCAUCCGCUCCAUCUCUUCAGGGGGAGCAUAGGCAGGAAGAGAUGAGGGAGGUUUAUAGUCAUGGUCAGGGGGAGGAAUUAUUUUUUAAUCAUGGUGAGGGAGAGAAGGAAAAAUCUGAAGAGGAACCAGUAUCUACCGAAAGAGCAACAUAUGACAUUGGUGGUGAUAUUGAGAACAGAUCACAACGAUGGCAAAUGCUUGACUUGGAGGUCUAUACUAGAACUAGACGAAAAAAUGGAAAGCUCUCCUGUGUGAUGCCACUUUGUCAAUCACAAUUGCCUGCUCCAGUUCUGGAUUCCUCAGCCGACUCAUCUGAAUUGACAGGAUGCACUGGUGAUACCUAAGUGGAAAGGAGCUAUGGUAGAGGAGAUGACAGCUUUGAAAAAGAAUGGCACUUGGGAGCUAGUAUCACUUCCAGAAGGGAAGAAAUCAGUGGGAUGCAAGUGGAUUUUCACUAUUAAGCAGAAUGCUGAUGGUACCGUUGAGAGGUACAAGGCGAGACUUGUUGCCAAGGGUUUUACUCAA